Messenger RNA from Chenopodium quinoa (quinoa), 963 nucleotides. RefSeq lists its product as uncharacterized. The coding region runs from base 1 to 963 and encodes 320 amino acids. Gene Ontology annotation, biological process: shoot system development; root development. NCBI's taxonomy places the organism in Eukaryota, Viridiplantae, Streptophyta, Magnoliopsida, Caryophyllales, Amaranthaceae. The record is from RefSeq and is a predicted model, not a curated record. The transcript has 3 exons.
AUGGCAUUUAAAAGGGUGAUUGAUAUAAUUGAAGAUAAGGCCAUCGUAAGAAAGGCGUCAUUAGAGGAGGUGCCAUUUCGAUACCAGGGAUUGGUUAUAAAGUUUGCAAUGAAUGAGCCUGGAACACAGUCCAGUUAUGGAAGGCUGAAGAAUGAGAUAUUCAACAACUCAAAACUUUUAUCUUAUAACUCUAAGCCUCUUAACAAACUUAAAAACAAUAUCAAAAUGGCUUCUAUCCACACUCGAUCUUUCAGUUUCCCCUCAAACUCUCACCCCGUUUCUGAGCAAUUGGAUCAACAAUUAAACAGGUUGAGGUCUUCUCAAGCUGCUUCUACUUCAUCCUUGACCACCAAACUUAGUGGUCUAAACGAUUUAUACAAAUCAGUUGAAGAGUUUCUUCAAUUGCCCCAAAAUCAGAAAACCGUAUCUCAAUCUCAACAAGUAUUAGAUGGAUCUCUAAGACUCAUUGACAUUUGCUCAACAUCUCGAGAUGUCUUGGCAGUGUCAAAGGAACAGAUCCAAAACAUUCAAUCAGUUCUUCGAAGAAGAUGCAGUGGUGAACUUGACAUUACCAAUGAAGUCGCUAAAUAUCUUAAAACCAGAAGAGCUUCCAAGAAGACAAUCAAGAAGUGCUUGAAAGACAUCAAUGCAGUUGAGCCCGUUGCCAUUGAGAGCAUGCUCAAGGAUGUGCAAGCGUUGACUGCUGAAGUCUUUAACUCCUUGUUGUCUUACAUCGGCGGAUCACAGAAGAGUAGCUGGUGUUUCUUUAGCCAAAGAUCUGAGAAGAAAGCAGCAACAUCCUUUGAUGCUGUUGAUGCUCUUCUUGUGAAGAAAGUGAAUGUUGAUAUGUCACAACUAGUUAAUUUAGAGUCAGAAAUUCAAGAAAUCGACGAAGUUUUAGAAUCAUUGUUUAGGCAUUUGGUGAAGACAAGAUCAACUCUUCUCAAUGUCCUUAGCAACUAG